GUGAGUCAUGACAGUUUACCUGAGCAGCUGAUAGCGGAGUCCAUCAGGAAGAAAAGUCGUUCGAUGCACCUUUCACCUCAACAGCUCCGCCUUUGUGUCCAGGAGUACCAGGGACAGUACAUCCUGAAGGUGUGUGGCUGUGAUGAGUACCUGUUGGAGAAGUAUCCUCUCAGUCAGUACAAGUAUAUCCGGUCCUGUAUCAUAGUGGGUCGUCUUCCUCACCUCAUGCUGGUCUCCAAAGACAGUCUCUACUCUCAGCUACCUGCCUCUGGCUUUGUCACUCCUUCAUACAGUCGUCGGACUCCUCAGCCAUCUCCCUGUCCAGGAGGAGGUGAUGGUUCUCCUCCUCGCUCUCUGUGGGCCUUCAACACUCUGUUGAGGGUCCGACUGCUCUGCGCCACCUACGUCAACGUCAACAUCAGAGACAUCGACAAGAUCUAUGUAAGGACAGGUAUUUAUCAUGGUGGAGAGCCGCUUUGUGACAACGUCAACACACAGAGAGUCCCCUGCUCCAACCCCAGGUGGAACGAGUGGCUGACCUAUGACAUCUACCUGGCUGACCUCCCUCGCUCAGCCAGACUCUGCCUGUCUAUCUGUUCUGUGAAAGGAAGGAAAGGAGCCAAGGAGGAGCACUGUCCUCUGGCCUGGGGAAACGUUAACCUGUUUGACUACACAGACAUUCUGGUUUCGGGUAAAGUGGCUCUCAGUCUUUGGCCGGUCCCUCACGGCCUUGAGGACCUCCUCAAUCCCAUUGGAGUUGCUGGUUCAAAUCCCAAUAAGGAGACUCCCUGUGUGGAGCUCGAGUUCUCCUGGUUUAAUCAGACCAUCGUGUUUCCUGAUGAGCAGCAGAUAGAAGAACAUGCCAACUGGACCAUCAGCCGAGAGCUGGGCUACAACUACUGCCAC
Molecule: messenger RNA, 906 nt
Organism: Morone saxatilis (striped sea-bass)
Lineage: Eukaryota; Metazoa; Chordata; Actinopteri; Moronidae
Product: phosphatidylinositol 4,5-bisphosphate 3-kinase catalytic subunit alpha isoform-like
Biological process (GO): phosphatidylinositol 3-kinase/protein kinase B signal transduction; phosphatidylinositol-3-phosphate biosynthetic process; phosphatidylinositol-mediated signaling
Cellular component (GO): plasma membrane; phosphatidylinositol 3-kinase complex, class IB; phosphatidylinositol 3-kinase complex, class IA
Molecular function (GO): 1-phosphatidylinositol-4-phosphate 3-kinase activity; 1-phosphatidylinositol-3-kinase activity
Source: RefSeq, a predicted model, not a curated record